Gaeumannomyces tritici R3-111a-1 is the source of this 1728-nucleotide messenger RNA. RefSeq lists its product as hypothetical. Gene Ontology annotation, molecular function: oxidoreductase activity. NCBI's taxonomy places the organism in Eukaryota, Fungi, Ascomycota, Sordariomycetes, Magnaporthales, Magnaporthaceae. The record is from RefSeq and is a predicted model, not a curated record. The coding region runs from base 309 to 1466 and encodes 385 amino acids. Gene Ontology annotation, cellular component: mitochondrion. The transcript has 2 exons.
CUCCGCUUACAGGCCCGAGCCUUGGCUUGACCGGAAAGAUAAACGUGUCAAACUCGUGCCAGACAGUAUACAAGUGGCUUGGCAGAGGCGCUAGUUGCCUCCCUAUGGGCUCCAGCUGGGCAACCUUGCUCACUGUAUAUACAUAACGUCCCUCGUGAUGUGUGUGGUGUCGGAUUGCAUUUAUCUGCUUUGGUCCGCAGCCCAGCCAACAUGGACAUCGCGCGCUUUAAUAAAACCGAACUCUCUGGAAACCUAAUCAACGACAUCGAUAUCUGCACACCCGCAGCCUAUCCCCUAGCUACUGCAUAAUGACCACCCCCGCCCCCACCACCACAAAGGCGUGGACCUUCACCAAGCCGGGCGAGCCCUCGGCGGUGCUCGCCCUUGACAACGCCUACCCAAUGCCCGCCUUCCCGCCGCAGCCGCCGGUGCCCAAAGCGGUCGAGCGCCUCCUGGCCGAGGAGUGGGUUCUCGUGCGCGUCGCCUACGCGGCGCUCAACCACGGCACGUCCUUCUACCUCCGCAUGCUCCCAGCCUGGGCCCGCAAGCGCGGCCCCGUCGUGCCCGAGCUGGACUUUUCCGGCGUCGUCGAGGACGUCUGGGACCCCAACCCCAACCUCGACCCCAACACCCACAGCCAGCGGCCGCGCCUCGCCAAGGGGGACGCCGUCUGCGGCUUCAUCCCCGUCUCGUUCGCCUGGCCCACGGGCACGGGCGCCCUGCAGGGCCACGUCGCCAUCCCGGCCCGGUUCGCCGUCAGGGCCCCCGAGGGGGUGCCGCUGCGCGAGGCCGCGGGCCUGAUGGUGGCGGCGUGCACGGCGCUGCAGGUCGUCGAGGCCGCGGGGCUGCGGCGCGGCGGGCGCGUGCUCGUCAACGCGGCCAGCGGCGGCAUCGGCCCGAUGGCGCUGCAGAUGGCGCGCCGGCGGGUCGGGCCCGAGGGGUUCGUGGUCGGCGUGUGCUCGGGGAAGAACGCGGAGCUCGUCAGGAGCAUGGGUGCUGACGAGGUCAUCGACUACCAACAGCACCAACCCCUCGCCCCCGAGCUCAAGCGCCGCUACGGCUCAGGCCCGUUCGACGCCGCGCUCGACUGCAUCGGCCUGCAGCAGCUCUACGUCGCGAGCGCGGGCUUCCUGACCCCGGAGGGCGUCUACAGCGCCGUCGGGCUCGUCAUCCCGGCCUGGACGCUGCGGCACAUGGCGUCGUGCAUUGUGUCCAUGCAGCUGAAUGCCCUCUGGCCGCGGUCGCCGUGGCUCGGCGGCACGGGCCGCGCCUGGUGCUGCGCGGCCAUGAUGGACGCGGAGCCCGAGACCAUGCGGCGUGUGGCCGACAUGGCGGCCGCCGGGGAGCUCCGCGCCGUGGUCGACGGCGGGCGCGAGUGGGCGUUCGAGGACGUGCCCGCGGCGCUGGCGAGGCUCGAGAGCAGGCGCGCGGCGGGCAAGGUCGUCGUCAGGGUGGGGGAUCUCUGAGUAGCGGGGGGAGGAGUUUAGUGUGUAGGUACCUAGUAGGUUUGUGGGGCGUAGAGAAGAGGAGACGGCCUCGUUGUGUGCCAUCCACUUGGAAGGUUCCUGGCUCUCCUCCAAUCACCCAAAGGAGCCGCGUCGAUCGUCCUAUCCUCGCAUCUCUAGCGAAGUGGCUUGUUUGCCACGACGACUCGAGGUUGUCGCUACCAAAUCUCGGCUGAAACUUGGCGUGUUAUGCGCACUCAAUAAAAUUAUACCGUUUUUUUCG